AUGUUGCUUCGACCGAUUCGACGUUUACUUGGUCGGCCUCUCGCCGUCUCGUAUUUUCAUACCUCUCCGAACUACUGGGCGGCGAAGAAGGUACUCCAGAAAUUCAAGCUUGCAGAUAUCGGCGAGGGUAUCACAGAAUGCGAAGUUAUCAGUUGGAGUAUCAAGCCCCAAGCCACAGUGAAGUCGUUCGAUCCUCUAUGCGAAGUCCAGAGCGACAAAGCGAGCGUAGAAAUCACAAGUCCAUUUGAUGGGGUGGUGCACGAAAUCUUAGUUCAAGAGGGGGAGAUAGCCAAGGUCGGCUCUGCAUUAUGCACCAUUGAGGUCGAUGAGGAAGUCCUUGCAAGCGAUGAGGCUACUACGCUGGAACCUGCCAUCUCGCCUCCGCAGGCACCUUCGGAACCUCGACCUACAGAGGCGGUCAAGCCUGUGGUCCCAGAGCCAGAACCCCGGCGCCGUCACCCAAUGGACCCAGACUAUACGCCUGAAAAGCGUGCUUCUGAUGUCGACGUCCUUGCUACCCCAUCCGUUCGCCAUUUCGCUCGCCAGAAAGGCGUCGAUCUCCUUCACCUGGCACCCGGGAGCGGCAAGCGCGGUAGAAUAGAAAAAUCCGAUAUAGAGGCAUUCCUUUCUGGAGCUUCUCAACGCGCUCCUGCCACAACGACAGGCUCUGGAGACGUUGUAGUAGAGUUGGGGCGCACGCGAUAUGGCAUGUGGAAGGCUAUGGUCAAGAGUCUCGAGAUACCACACUUUGGGUACUCUACUACGCUGGACUUGACCGCGCUGCACAACGCGCUCCCAACGCUUAAUUCGUACAUCCCACCCCAUUUCCUACCUCCCCCGUCGAGCCCGCCCCCACCACAGUCAAUCUCACCUUCCUCAAUAUACCCUGCACCCGUUCAUCCCCAGGCGCCAUCAUCCGGGCAGUAUACACGUCUAACUUAUCUUCCUAUCCUCCUCAAAACACUUUCUAAUGCCAUGACGGAGUGGCCAAUAUUCCGGUCGUCGAUCACGCCCAACACCCCCGAAGGCUCCAAGCCAACACUGACGAUUCGUCCGAACGCAGACAUCAGUGUCGCGCUUUCAACCCCAACAGGGUUGUACACCCCCACUCUCCAGCGAGCUGAUACACACUCGAUAUACUCGCUUGCUUCACAACUCAAACACCUUUCGUCCCUCGGGCGGCAAAUUCCUUGUGGCUUGACGCCAGCAGAGAUGCCCAAGCGCGGAGGAACCAUUACAGUGUCCAAUGUCGGCGCAAUCGGCGCGGGGGAUUUCGCCUCUCCUGUAUUGGUUCCUGGUGGCGGAGUUGCAAUCGUUGCUAUUGGUCGUGCUAAGUGGGUUUGGGACGUUGACCGGGGGGAUGGCAAGGGAGAACGAAGGUUGAAAGUCGGUAUUAGUUGGAGCGCAGACCACAGAGUCGUCGAGGGCGCUGAGCUGGCCGCAUUCGUCGAAUGUUGGCGGUCAUACGUGGAGUCACCUGAACGAAUGAUCGCGGGGAGUGUAUGA
Molecule: messenger RNA, 1506 nt
Organism: Pleurotus ostreatus (oyster mushroom)
Lineage: Eukaryota; Fungi; Basidiomycota; Agaricomycetes; Agaricales; Pleurotaceae
Exons: 4
Coding region: 1-1506 (501 amino acids)
Cellular component (GO): cytoplasm; mitochondrion
Molecular function (GO): lipoic acid binding; acetyltransferase activity
Source: RefSeq, a predicted model, not a curated record